Molecule: messenger RNA, 369 nt
Organism: Coniosporium apollinis CBS 100218
Lineage: Eukaryota; Fungi; Ascomycota; Dothideomycetes
Exons: 4
Coding region: 1-369 (122 amino acids)
Biological process (GO): cytoplasmic translation
Cellular component (GO): ribosome; cytosolic large ribosomal subunit
Molecular function (GO): structural constituent of ribosome
Source: RefSeq, a predicted model, not a curated record
AUGCCUAAGGAGGUGAAGCAGAAGUCCGGCAUUAUUGUCGGCCUCAACGCCGGACACAAGGUCACGCCGCACCAGCCGAAGCCCAAAAUCUCCCGGUCAAAGGGCAGACAAUCGGCACGCGGCAAGUUCGUCAAGGACAUCGUCCGCGAGGUAGCAGGCUUGGCUCCCUAUGAACGCCGCAUCAUCGAACUUCUCCGAAACUCGAAGGAUAAGAGGGCCCGCAAGCUGGCGAAGAAGCGGCUCGGGACGUGGGGGAGGGCUAAGCGCGCCGCUGACAGAAUGGCAAGUAGCCUGUCCAAGUCAAAAUGGAGAUUUGCUGACCCAGCGCAGAGCGCCGUCAUCGCUGAGUCGAGGAGGGCAGGUCACUAA